UUGCAAAUCUCUUUAAUGUCUGACUUAAUAGAAGACAGCUGGAUUCUCAUAUCUGCUUCUGCAGUCUGUUGCUACAUCACACCUCGCGCAGCCUCUGGAAAACGGCACCGUACACUGGGUUCGAGGAACUUUUCUGUAAACAGUCCUAAGAGCAGUACAGCCAACAGUGGUGGCUUUCUUCUCAGUACCAAUAUGAAGUGGGUACAGUUUUCAAACCUACACGUUGACGUGCCCAAGGAUGUGACUAAGCCUACGAUAACCGUUUCUGAUGAACCAGACACGUUAUAUAAGCGCCUGUCAGUUUUAGUAAAGGGCCAUGAUAAGGCUGUAUUGGACAGUUAUGAAUAUUUUGCCGUGCUUGCUGCUAAAGAACUUGGUAUCUCUAUUAAAGUACAUGAACCUCCAAGGAAAAUAGAACGAUUUACUCUUCUCAAAUCAGUGCAUAUUUUCAAGAAGCACAGAGUUCAGUAUGAGAUGAGAACACUGUAUAGAUGUUUAGAGUUAGAACGUCUAACUGGAAGUACAGCAGAUGUCUACUUGGAAUAUAUUCAGCGAAACUUACCUGAAGGAGUAGCCAUGGAAGUUACAAAGACAAAAUUAGAACGGUUGCCAGAACACAUCAAGGAGCCAAUCUGGGAGACGAUACCAGAGGAAAAAGAAGAAAGCAAGUCCCAAAGUCUCAGAGAGACCACUUGUGCUGGCAUUUGAAAUGAGGAUGGGCCAGACGUGUUCGCUGAAAUGGAGAGUGCUUCCAGGCGAGAUGAUUUUGAGUCCCCCUGACACUCUGUUGAGUCCACAUACGUGAUCAGUUGAAAUCAGGGAAUGGAACUUGAAUGAUACACUGGACUGUAGUGCAGGACCACUUUAUCUAGUCUUUUGUACAUGUCAUUGUUUCGGUUCUGAUUUUAACAAAUGUGAGCAAACCAUUUUGACUACUAUACACCAGAAGAGUCAGAUUUAUAUUUUGUUAUUCUGCUAUUGUUCAAUUAUUAGUUGAUACUGAUUUUAAUUUAUAUCGUUUCAUUAAUCUGAAAGUGAGUGUUUGAAAUAUUCCUCACACAUGUUUUUUUCUUUUGAGGUACCCAGAAGGAACCUGUGGUUAUUUUGGUUGAUUUAACACUGAGCAGUGAAAGUUUUUGAUAUUUACCUUGGUGCGGGCUAGCAUAUGCUAGUUGGGGUGGUAACCUCCAAAUUUUACCUCAUUUAAGCAUCAUGUUCUUGAAAAUGAGCAUUCUUUGCAGCAGGUCAGGCCCAUUUGUGCCGUGCACUGCCCUCUUCUUGUAGCCCAGACCCUUACAGGACUGCCUCCCAGGGUCACUAUAAUGGCAUUUGAGCUCUCAAGAAAUUACUGCUGUAUCAUUUCAUUCAUCUUGGGAUUCAUUCAACAAGCUUUUAUUUUGUUAACUUUGUAUCUAGUACUGUAGUAAAUACCAAAAAUUGAAUAGAAAUAAUGGCUUUUGAAAAUUGUGCAAGGCACGGAUAAAUAUUUUUCCUUAUUAAGUUCCACAUUGCUAAGAAAGCCUGUUUCUUUUGGUAAAUGGCACUCUUUGUUUGGAGACAUCUACUUUUCCACGACAUUAAAUAGUAGUUAAAGCCACGAAAGAGGCAAGACUCCAAUGGGCUGAAACUGUUAAGUGUAUCAACCCCAAGGGAGUGAUUCGUUUCCUUUUUUACAGCAGAAUCAAGUCUGUGUCUUUUGUGGUUUCCUUCACAUCUUUGGAGUAGUUAUGACUUCUCAGUUUUUCCCCCCUUAAGCUAGAGUCCCGAUUCUCUUUUCCCAACCUACUAUCAGGUAUCAGUGUUUUGAAUGCAUACUGCGAAUGUAUCAGACUUCCAGUACUGUCAUUAACAUGAAAAGAAUUACAGCCUUGUGCCCCAUGACCUCAUUCUGUUUGUAGCUUGGUGGUUGACAGUCAUUCACGAAUGCCUAAAGCAUGCUUAUCCCAGGUAUAAGCCUCAGGGUUAAGAACUAGUCAAUAAAACAAGAGUGAUAGAGUUUAACUAUAUCUAGCAAAGCAGCAAUUUGGGACCCAUUUCUACUUUAAAAGAAAUAAUUUUUUAAAAAUAAAUAUAGGGACCUACCCGGUGGCGCUGUGGUUAAGUGCACGUGCUCUGCUACUGCAGCGCGGGGUUCGGGGGUUCAGAACCCCGGGCGCGCACCAACGUGCUGCUUGUCAAGCCAUGCUGUGGCAGCAUCCCCUCUAAAGUGGAGGAACACGGGCACGGAUAUUAGCCCAGGGCCAGUCUUCCUCAGCAAAAAGAGGAGGAUUGGUGUUGGAUGUUAGCUCAGGGGUAAUCUUCCUCACCAAAAAAAAUAAAUAAAUAAAAAUAAAAUAAAAAUAAACAUAGACCCACAUCUAAGCUUUUCUUUGAUUUUUUUACAGACGGUAUGAAUCACUGUAUUAGGAUGAUUUAUGCAUACUCAACCUCCAACGACUCUCCAUGUGAGCUCCUUUAAAGGUGUGCAUCCACUUCCAGCUGUUUUCAAACUAAACUACCCUGUAAACCAGAUUACUUAGCUUAGCCCUUCGAAUUAUACAUUGAAAUCUUGUUGCAGAUAAAUAUGCAAAUAAACUACAUAUGACAAAAGCUAGUGGUACUUUGACAAAAGAAUUUGGCGUAUUUGAAGUGUACUUCUUGGUAUAAACAAGGUAGUUUUUUAUCCUGAUAGGCUGAGAAAGUUUUUUUUAAUUGAGUAAAAUGUAUAUUCUGAAAAUUAGAAUUAAGUCUCACUUUCUGUCCAUGGGGGGGAUGGGAGGUAGUGAGAGAAAAGUGGACCUGAUGGUAGAAUGAACCAGAAGGCAGGUAAGAAGUGAGAUCAUUUUUUUAUUGAGGUAUAAUCCUGAGUUCAUUGGUGCUUUCUCUGAUCUGAAGUAUCUUUUCAUAUUAAAUAAAAUUGUGUUAUGGUCUGUUUAAAAUUAUUGGUAGACCUCUAUAGAUUAAACUCAUUGAGUGCCUAG
Messenger RNA from Diceros bicornis minor, 2960 nucleotides. RefSeq names its product mitochondrial ribosomal protein S10 (gene MRPS10). The record is from RefSeq and is a predicted model, not a curated record. The coding region runs from base 16 to 708 and encodes 230 amino acids. Lineage: Eukaryota; Metazoa; Chordata; Mammalia; Perissodactyla; Rhinocerotidae. Gene Ontology annotation, cellular component: mitochondrial small ribosomal subunit; mitochondrion. The transcript is spliced from 7 exons.